CGGGAACGAGGAUCACGAAUUAUGAAAUAAUUUAAAUUUGAUUCCAAAGGUAAACCCGGUUUUUGAAAACUUUUACAAGCUCAGAUUUGAUAUUUCUCAUGUAUAGCAUCGCGAGAUUGUGUUUUAGUUACAUUUCUUAAAUUUGAACGAGGUCGAUAAGCAACAUUAGACAUGGAGCAAAUUCUAUGUGGCAGAUUUGGACACAGCAUUUUGCUGAUAUCGAAAUCCUCUCGUCGACCAGUUUCUAUCAUAAAUUCGAAAAGUAUAAUGACAGGAAGAUUUACGAGACCACUACUAGCAUCUCCACAUCCUCGUUAUUUUGCAAAUCCACAUCGCGGAUAUACAAUGAUCAUUACAAGAAUUGUAAGGGGAGCAUUAAAGCUGCGGUAUAUUCUCCUGAGUGGUGCCAAAGGGGGAGGGGGGAGUCAAAAAAAAUACGAAGAAUGGAAAGAUGGCUUACCAGAUAUGAGUUGGAUCAACAACAUAAUUCCUAAGGAACAACAGUGGCACGAUAGUGCACAAAAUCUCUUGCAAUUGAAGGACAAGCUGUUGGGAAAUGUGCAUAUAGAUCCACGAUUAAAGGAGCUUGGGGAGGCAAAAUAUCGAGAAUAUAAGAGGUGGUUUGACCAGAGGUUGGACAAUGCAAUUAAAGCAGCAGAGAGCCGCCAAUACGAUGUGCAAAAUGGUGACUCUUCAAAUCGUAUGUUUGACGUGAUCUCAACCGUAGCAAAACAAGUUUACUCAGAUGCUAAGGAGGAAAUUCUAAAGAGUACAGUCGUUCAUGCACGUCCAUUGCUGAAUGAAACUAACGAAGAUGAACGACGAAAAGCUCAAUCUUCACAGCAGAGAAUAGAUGCGAUGCAGGAUGAAGUCAUGCAAAUGCAGUUGAAGUAUCAGCGAGAAUUAGAAAGGUUGGAAAAGGAAAAUAAAGAGCUGCGAAAACAAAUGUUGCUGCGAGGGAAUCAAAAAUUUAACAAUCGAAAAAUCAAAAAAUCUCUUAUCGAUAUGUACAGUGACGUUUUGGACGAACUUAGCGAAUACGACAGUGGUUACUCAACAGCCGAUCAUUUGCCUCGAGUUGUCGUAGUUGGCGAUCAAUCCUCGGGAAAAACCUCUGUUCUCGAAAUGAUCGCCCAAGCGAGAAUUUUCCCUAGGGGCGGUGGAGAAAUGAUGACAAGAGCUCCAGUUAAAGUGACUUUGAGUGAAGGACCUUAUCACAUUGCCCAGUUCAAAGAUAGUUCGAGGGAAUUUGAUUUAACGAAGGAAUCAGAAUUGGCAGACUUGAGGAGGGAAGUAGAACUUCGUAUGAAAAACAGUGUUAAGAACGGAAAGACUGUUAGCCAAGAUGUUAUUGCCAUGACUGUGAAGGGUCCUGGACUCCCUCGAAUGGUUCUUGUCGAUCUGCCUGGUAUCAUUAGUACAGUCACAGUCGAUAUGGCAGAAGAUACUCGGGAUGCGAUUCGACACAUGACUCAGCAGUAUAUGAGCAAUCCGAAUGCAAUUAUUCUUUGCAUUCAAGAUGGUUCAGUGGAUGCUGAGAGAAGUAAUGUGACUGAUCUUGUUUCUCAGAUGGAUCCUUCUGGCAAGAGGACUAUUUUCGUUCUCACAAAGGUGGAUAUGGCAGAAGAAAACUUAGCGAAUCCGGAACGUCUAAGGAAAAUACUUUCAGGAAAACUGUUUCCUAUGAAAGCCUUAGGUUACUUUGCGGUCGUCACUGGACGUGGGAGACAGGAUGACAGUAUACAAACAAUAAAAGAUUAUGAAGAGAAUUUCUUUAGGAAUUCAAAACUUUUUAAGGAUGGUUUAGCUAUGUCUAGUCAAGUUACCACCAGAAAUUUAAGCAUGGCUGUAGCAGAAUGUUUCUGGAAAAUGGUUCGUGAGACUGUGGAACAACAGGCAGAUGCCUUUAAAGCUACGAGGUUUAAUCUCGAGACUGAGUGGAAAAACAAUUUCCCACGGUUGAGGGAACUCGACAGGGACGAGUUGUUCGAAAAAGCAAGAGGGGAGAUUCUCGAUGAAAUUGUUAACUUAUCACAAGUUUCACCAAGACACUGGGAAGAAGUUUUGAUGUCGAGACUUUGGGAGAAAGUUAGCAUGCACGUUUUCGAAAAUAUUUAUUUACCAGCUGCUCAGAGUGGCAAUCCCAGUACAUUCAAUACAACUGUGGAUAUAAAAUUAAAGCACUGGGCAGAACAGCAGUUGCCAGCUCGAAGUGUAGAAAGCGGAUGGGAAUGCUUGAAACAAGAAUUUCAGAAGUUCAUGUCCCAGGCGAAAUUAAAUCCAGAUCAUGAUAAUAUUUUCGAUAAUUUGAAAAAUGAAGUUGUGAAUGAAGCGAUGAAUAGGCAUACGUGGGAAGAUAAGGCUUCCGACAUGCUACGAGUAAUUCAACUAAAUACACUCGACGAUCGAAAUGUGAACGAUAAGAGAGAUUGGGAUCAAGCAGUUCGGUUUUUAGAGAACUCAGUCAAAGAAAAACUACAUAGUACGGAGCAAAUACUGCGUGAAAUGUUGGGCCCAAGUCGCAAAGAUCGCUGGCUUUACUGGCAGUAUCAAAACGAAGAGCAGCAAAAACGAACAGCAGUAAAGAAUGAGCUUGAUAAAAUUAUUUACGCGGACAAGAAACACGCACCUACCUUGACACAAGACGAGUUGACUACAGUGAGGAAAAAUUUGCAGCGGAAUGGAUUGGAUGUGGAUAAUGAAUUUAUUCGGGAAACUUGGCAUCCGGUCUAUAGGAGAUACUUUUUGCAACAAAGCUUGUCGAGAGCUUAUGAUUGCAGGAAAGGAUAUUAUCUCUAUCACACUGGCCAUGAUCAAGAAAUGGAGUGCAAUGAUGUAGUGCUUUUCUGGCGAAUACAACAGGUGCUCAAAGUAACAGCAAAUGCUUUGAGACAGCAGAUCAUGAAUCGAGAAGCUCGAAGGCUAGAUAAAGAGAUUAAGGAAGUAUUAGAAGAUUAUAGCCAGGAUAAUGAAAUUAAGCAGAAACUCCUAACGGGGAGAAGAGUUACGCUUGCUGAGGAACUGAAACGAGUGAGGCAGAUUCAAGAAAAACUGGAGGAAUUCAUCCAAGCUCUAAACAAGGAAAAGUGAGGAAAAAUGAACAAUGAAACUCGAUCAGGCCAAAGCUGUAUGUGGAAAUGAAUGCGCGGUUGGCCCAGGAGGUGAACCUCAAGUUCCAUGUGUGUGUGUGUGUGUUAGGAAUAAAUUAAUCGCAUUAAUCACGGUGUGCGGUGCACUCCAGAAUGUUUCUCUGCUGAAGUCGACGCUCUUUUAUUCUCGAACGAGUGGAUCUUUUAAACGUGGGAAUACGAUGAUCAAUUUAUUUAUAAAGGUAUCCGCACAUCAUUAUAGUAAUUUAUUCUGAAUGGAUGAUUUCACUAAGCAGCUUUACAAAAAUCUACACAUGUGAUUUAUGUAGCUAGUGGAAAAAAUUCGAUCAUUAUUCUGAUAUGAUCUGAUCAUAUGAGUAGAAUUAAGGCGAGGGAUACUCAUUUGUUGGCAUGAGAACCUCAUUUCGUGAUUGAAGCCUAAAAAGAAAUGCUGUAACGUCCAUCAAACACGCGAUGUAUAUACACUGUUACGAGCACUGUACGAAUAAAAUCAUUUUCUUUAAA
Molecule: messenger RNA, 3614 nt
Organism: Belonocnema kinseyi
Lineage: Eukaryota; Metazoa; Arthropoda; Insecta; Hymenoptera; Cynipidae
Gene: Opa1
Product: dynamin-like 120 kDa protein, mitochondrial
Exons: 20
Coding region: 172-3090 (972 amino acids)
Biological process (GO): mitochondrial fusion
Cellular component (GO): cytoplasm; microtubule; mitochondrial membrane
Molecular function (GO): GTPase activity; microtubule binding; GTP binding
Source: RefSeq, a predicted model, not a curated record